Messenger RNA from Panicum hallii, 1892 nucleotides. Its product is annotated as cytochrome P450 716A1-like. Gene Ontology annotation, biological process: sterol metabolic process. The record is from RefSeq and is a predicted model, not a curated record. The transcript has 4 exons. Lineage: Eukaryota; Viridiplantae; Streptophyta; Magnoliopsida; Poales; Poaceae. Gene Ontology annotation, molecular function: heme binding; oxidoreductase activity, acting on paired donors, with incorporation or reduction of molecular oxygen; monooxygenase activity. Bases 53 to 1525 code for a protein of 490 amino acids.
CUUGCACCCUUCAACCGUAACGUAUCACUUUAAACCCACAUUCAUAUCCAUAAUGGCUUUCCUCAUGCUCGUUGCUGCACUACUGGCCUUCUUGUUCCUUCACCUGCUCACCAAAAAACACAGGUCUUACUCAAGCUACAACCUCCCUCCCGGUGACUUUGGCAUCCCGGUCGUUGGCCAAACCUUCUCCCUCCUCCGCUCUCUACGCAGCAACACUGAUGACCAAUGGUUCAGAGCUAGAGUAAAGAAAUAUGGUCCAGUGUCCAAGAUGUCAGUGCUGGGCUCACCGACGGUGUUGCUUGCUGGUCCGGCGGCCAACCAUUUCAUCUUCACUAACGAGAGCCUCGCCCUAACGCAAACGCGUGCCCUGCGCGCUCUCCUCGGGCGAUCCAUACUUACGCUCAGCGGCGAUGAGCUGAAGCAAGUGCGCAGCGCAGUGCAGGGAUACCUGAGGCCCGAGAUGGUAAGAAGGUACGUGGGGAAGAUGGACCACGAGGUCAGGAGGCAAAUCAAGCUCCACUGGGUUUGUCACGACACUGUCACCAUCCUUCCGCUGGCAAGACGUCUUACACUUGGUGUCAUCUGUUCGAUUGUCUUCAGCCAUGAAGCAGCCGCCAUAGUAGAAGCCCUUGCUGCUGACUUCCAGUUUCUAGGUGACGCAAUCCUUUCAUUUCCAGUAAACAUUCCCUUCACCAGGUUUGGCAAGGGCAUGGAGUCCAGUGCCAAGAUCCGGAAAGCCAUCACCAGGAUUGCCCAGAAGAAGGAAGACUCACUGUUGCAGGAAGGACAUGCUGUUUCAAGUACUGACUUUAUCACCCACAUGCUCAUUCUACGCAACCAGGGUGCACAUUCCCUCACACUGGAGGACAUUGUUGACAACGUGAUGGGCAUUAUCAUCGGUGCACAUGGUACCACAUCUGCUCUUAUCACUUUCAUGAUCCGCUACCUCGCAAAUGAGCAAGAUGUCCUAGCCCAAAUCACUGAAGAGCAAGAUGAGAUAGCAGAUAAUAAAGGAACAGAGGAUGCUCUAACAUGGGAACAUGUUUCGAGGAUGAAAUACACGUGGAAGGCAGCAAUGGAGACCCUCCGAAUAGUUCCUCCAGUCUUCGGGAGUUUCCGGACAGCUACCAAGGAUAUCAAAUAUCAGCGAUAUGACAUCCCUAGAGGCUGGAAAGUCUUAGCAGCACAAAGCAUUACACAUUUGGAUUCCAGGUUCUUCAAUGAGCCCACCAAGUUUGAUCCAUCUCGGUUUGAGAAGCAAUCAUCGAUCCCACCCUAUAGCUUCUUACCAUUCGGUGGAGGUCCAAGAAUGUGCCCGGGAACUGAGUUUUCAAGAGUAGAAAUAAUGGUGGUCAUGCACUAUCUUGUGACACAGUUCAGGUGGAAGUUGUGCUACAAAGAUGAAACUUACAUAAAGGAUCCAAAGCCAACGCCUGUUUUUGGACUUCCAGUGGAAUUGGAGUUGAGAAGACCCCCUUCAACUGCUGAUGCUUCGAAUGCUAUGUCCAUUCAGUUUAAUAUAUAACAGCUUGUUCGGCUGCGGCCAAACCUGGUCAAUCAGAGUGCCUUAUACCGACUGACCAUCCAUCGAUAUUACGGGGUUGUGGUGUAGUGGAUAGGUAUUGCGUGCUGUGUACCUGAAACACAUCCUUCAGAUGGAAGUCCGAUGGAAUCAAGCCCUAAGGAGGAGUUAUGCCAAGAGAAGAGGUUGUGUCGAAUCCUAACAAUCACUUCAAUUCCUGAACUUGCUUGCUAACUAUGUUGUGAUUGUAUUGUACGUAAUAAGUCCGUAAGUAGCACAGCUUUAAAAUGAUCUGAACCUAUUCCCAGUUUUGUUGCAUUAAACAAACUUCUUUCCCAUUAAGUAUUGCAUAUACCUUUAUAUUCUUAUC